Molecule: messenger RNA, 1330 nt
Organism: Brassica napus (rape)
Lineage: Eukaryota; Viridiplantae; Streptophyta; Magnoliopsida; Brassicales; Brassicaceae
Product: GPN-loop GTPase QQT2-like
Exons: 2
Coding region: 715-1179 (154 amino acids)
Source: RefSeq, a predicted model, not a curated record
GAAGCCUGUCAUUAUCAUUGUUGUUGGAAUGGCUGGUACACACUGUUUUGACUAUAAUAAAUGUUCUUGAAAAAAACUCACUAUGUUGUGGGUUUAGUGCUGAUGUGAGAUAAUUUGUUAUGCGCAAACAAGCGUGGAUAUGUGUUGAACCUUGACCCUGCUGUAAUGUCUCUUCCCUUUGGGGCCAACAUUGAUAUAAGAGACACCGUCAAGUACAAGGAAGUUAUGAAGCAGUAUAACUUGGGGCCUAAUGGUGGCAUUAUGACGUCACUCAACUUGUUUGCUACUAGAUUCGAUGAGGUAAAAAUGACUCAUGUUUGUGUUCUCUCCUUUUUUUCAUAUUGUUCUGUCUUUGUUUUAGGUUGUCUCUGUGAUUGAGAAACGUGCAGACCAGCUUGAUUAUGUCCUAGUGGAUACUCCUGGUCAGAUUGAAAUCUUUACAUGGUCUGCUACUGGUGCUAUAAUCACCGAAGCUUUUGCUUCGACCUUCCCAACUGUUGUCACCUACGUGGUUGAUACUCCACGUUCUACAAGCCCAAUCACUUUUAUGAGCAACAUGCUUUACGCUUGUAGUAUUCUCUACAAGACCCGGUUGCCUCUUGUCUUGGCUUUCAACAAAACCGAUGUGGCAGACCACAAGUUUGCCUUAGAGGUUAUGCUUCUUCAACUGUUUUAUAAAUAUUGAACCUAUUUGAUGGUACUGAUACUGGUUUUAUGCAGUGGAUGAAAGAUUUCGAGGUCUUUCAAGCAGAGAUACAGUCUGAUAACUCGUACACGUCGACCUUAGCUAACAGCCUCUCUCUUUCGCUGUACGAGUUCUACCGGAAUAUAAGAUCUGCUGGUGUUUCUGCAAUCACUGGAGCUGGAAUGGAUGAUUUCUUUAAAGCCAUUGAAGCAAAUGCUGAGGAAUACAUGGAAACUUACAAAGCUGAUCUUGACAAGAGAAAGGCGGAGAAGGAACAGUUGGAAGAAGAGAGAAGGGGAAAGGAAAUGGAGAAACUAAGAAAGGAUAUGGAGAGUUCUAAGGGAGGGACUGUGGUUCUAAACACUGGUUUGAAAGAUAGAGAUGGAGCCGAGAAGAUGAUGCUAGAGAAGGAUGAUGAUGAGGACUUUCAAAUAGAAGAAGACAGUGAUGGUGCCAUAGAUGAGGAUGAUGGAGACGAAGAGAUGAAGAUUUAAGACUCAAAAAACCAAAAUCUUUCAGCAUGAUCAAGUUUGCUUUAACUGGUUUUGUUUGAGUCACAGUUGUGUAGUUAAACAAGGAACUGGAUCUCUUUGUGAGAUAUUGCCUAAUGAUCUAAUGGAUGACUACUAUAAACUUGAAUUUUUA